Molecule: messenger RNA, 4845 nt
Organism: Dunckerocampus dactyliophorus (ringed pipefish)
Lineage: Eukaryota; Metazoa; Chordata; Actinopteri; Syngnathiformes; Syngnathidae
Gene: vps50
Product: VPS50 EARP/GARPII complex subunit
Exons: 29
Coding region: 136-3105 (989 amino acids)
Biological process (GO): retrograde transport, endosome to Golgi; endocytic recycling
Cellular component (GO): EARP complex
Molecular function (GO): SNARE binding
Source: RefSeq, a predicted model, not a curated record
AAACACUUCCUUAGUCUUUGGUCACGUGAUUAAACUAUGGCUUUCUUCCUGUGUUGAUGGAGGCGCACCGUUGACAUGAAAACAUAAUUGUAACGUCUGUGGUUUAUAUGCUAUUGGAAGUAUUCUAGAGCUACGAUGCAGAAGAUCAAAUCUCUUAUGGCCCGGCAGGGCCUGAAAAGCCCCCAGGAGAGCAUGGCCGAUAUCAGCCCCGUGGAGAACCUGAGGAUCCCAAGCAAGGAGGAAUUGCGGGAGCUCAGGGAGCAGCCCAUUGACCCUCAAGCCGAGCAGGAGAUCAUUGACAGCAUCGAGGAUGUCUACUUCUCCAACGACUCUUUUGAUAUGGUGCAGCACGAACUGGAGAAGCUCCCAGCUGAGCUGAACCUGUUGGAGUUGGAAGAGUACAGAAACAGAUUGAAGAGACAACAGGCAGCAGUUUCUAAAAAGGUUGCUGAUCUCAUUUUGGAAAAACAGCCGUCUUACGUCAAGGAGCUGGAGAGAGUGACUGCGUUGCAGACCAACCUGCAGCUGGCAGCUGUCAUUUGCACGAAUGCAAGAAGACAACUGGGCGUAGCAAAGGAGGGAUUCACAGAAGCAAGCUUGGGCUUACUAGCCAAUCAGAGAAGACGUCAACUCCUAACAGGCCUGCUCAAGUCUCUUCGGACCAUUAAGACGCUGCAAAGAACAGAUGUGCGACUCAGCGAGAUGCUGGAGGAGGAAGAUUAUCCUGGUGCUAUCCAGCUCUGCCUGGAAUGCCAGAAGGCUGCCAGCACAUUCAAACACUAUAGCUGUAUCAGUGAAUUGAAUUCCAAACUGCAAGAUACUCUAGAGCAAAUAGAGGAGCAGCUUGACGUUGCCCUGUCAAAGACUUGCAAGCACUUUGAUGUUGCACACUAUACCAAGGUCCAGCUGGCCUACACACUCCUGGGGAAAACACAGACUGCUAUGGACCAGCUGCACAUGCACUUCACCCAAGCCAUCCACAACACUGUGUUCCAAGUGGUGCUGGGAUAUGUCGAGCUCUGUGCUGGCAAUGCUGAUACCAAGUUCCAGAAAAUGCAAUAUAAGGACCUUUGUACGCAUAUCACUCUGGACAGCUACAUUCCGUGUCUGACUGACCUGUGCAAAGCAUUGUGGGAGGUGAUGCUGAGCUACCACCGCACAAUGCAGUGGCACGAGGAGCACGACAAGCAGGCAACCACACCAACACCAGAUGAUGCGGCGGCAGCAGAGUCUGACGAGUUGGUGGUGGACCGCAGCUAUGUGAAGAAGAAGCUGGAGCAUGGCCUCACAAGGAUCUGGCAGGAUGUCCAGUUAAAGGUGAAGGCCUAUAUCCUGGGGACUGACAUGUCCAACUUCAAAUAUGAUGACUUCAUAGUAGUAUUGGAUGUCAUCAGCAGGUUAAUGCAAGUUGGUGAAGAAUUCUGCGGCAGUAAGUCGGAGGUUCUGCAGGAGUCAAUUAGGCGCCAGAGUGUGAACUACUUUAAAAACUACCACAGGGCACGACUAGAGGAGCUGCGAAUGUUCCUGGAAAAUGAAACAUGGGAACUUUGCCCUGUCAAAUCGAACUUUAACAUCUCACAGCUUCACGAGUUUAAGUUCAUGGACCAGUGUCGCUCUCCUUCGGUCUCCCCAAGCCGACAGGGCACAUCCAUCCUGGGGGAGCUGUCACUGUUCCAGCAAUACCUGCAAGAGGGAAACCCCUUUGAAAUGCACAUUGAACACAAAGAGGAGGAAACAGAGGAUGUGCUGGCUUCCAAUGGGUACGAGUCUGACGAGCUGGAGAAGAGCGCUUAUCAGGAUUACGACAGCGACAGCGACGUCCCCGAGGAGCUCAAACAGGACUUCAUUGACGAGCAGACAGGCGAUGUCCCCCUCAAGAGUGUGUCUCGGGAGACUAUAAGAAGCAAGAAGAGGUCAGAUUACAGCUUGAAUAAGAGUAACGCCCCGAUUCUUACCAACACCACCCUCAACGUCAUCCGGCUUGUCGGAAAGUACAUGCAGAUGAUGAGCAUCCUGAAGCCGAUCGCCUUUGAUGUCAUCCACUGUGUGUCACAGCUCUUUGACUACUACCUCUACGCGGUUUACGCCUUCUUUGGACGAAAUGACAUGCCUGUCCCGAGCCCGUCUAUGCCAACUCAUGGUGGCAGAGAGUCGGGUACUGCCCGCGUUGUGGGCCCUGCUUGUUUGUAUGAGUCAUCGGGUCUGGGCCUUAUCAGCAGCAGACUGAGAACCACACUGAACCGGAUCCAGGAGAGCCUCAUUGACAUGGAGGCAGGCAGUGAAAAUGCCAGCAUGCACGCUCCCACGGAGGAAAGGAAGGAGAAGGUGCCGAGCCCCCACCUCAGCCAAAUGGUGGUCCUCACCAACAGUGGCACUCUUUACGGACUAGCACAGAGAGUGGUCGCCACAGAGUCUCUUGUGUUUUUAGCUGAGCAGUUUGAGUCGCUCCAAUCCCAUUUGGACACGAUGAUGCCCGCUGCCAAAAAGCCCUUUCUGCAGCAGUUCUAUUCCCAGACCGUGUCUACAGCCAGUGAACUGCGGAAGCCGAUAUACUGGAUCGUGGCAGCCAAAGCCAUCGACUACGAGCAGAUGUUGCUCUUGAUGUCCGGCGUUAAGUGGGAUAUUAGAGAGAUCAUGUCCCAGCAUAACAUAUAUGUGGAUGUCCUGUUAAAGGAAUUUGAGAUGUUUAACAAGCGGCUUGGCGACGUCUCCAGACACGUGCGCAUCCCACUGCCUGUGUCCAAUGUCCUGUGGGAGCACUGCAUCCGCUUGGCCAACAGGACUCUUGUAGAAGGCUAUGCUAACGUGAAGAAAUGCAGCAACGAGGGUCGAGCCCUGAUGCAGCUGGACUUCCAGCAGUUCCUGAUGAAGUUGGAGAAGCUCACAGACCUGAGGCCCAUUCCUGAUAAGGAGUUUGUGGAGACCUACAUCAAGGCCUACUACCUGACUGAGAAUGAUAUGGAGCAGUUCAUCAAGAAUCACAGGGAGUACUCCAUGAAGCAGCUCGCAAACCUGGUGAACGUUUGUCUGGGCUCCCACAUAAACAAGAAGGCCCGCCAGAAACUCCUGGCAGCCAUUGAUGACAUUGACAGACCCAAGAGAUAGACUGCAUCUUAAUGCAGCAAGCAGCUUAAAGACAUGGGACAGUCAUCAUAGAAUGUCAAAUACAUACAGGUAUAUAUAAAUAUAUACAUGCAGUAUAUAUUAGUCCAUACAGUAGCACAUACAGUAAAACUUCUGCUGUAUAGAAGUCAAACUCCUGAUUGUAACCAAAUGCUUUCUUUGGAUGGAAUAACAAAGUACUCACACUCUAGUACUCACACCUAAAGUGCAGCGCGUUUAGGUAGUGUGAGUGCUCUCAUCCAUACUCACAUUCAGCACACUUCUCUCCUUUUGGUAUGAUUGGAAGAUGCACGAUUCCAUGCACAAGAAGUCAUAGCAUUACUGUAAUUCUUAAUGAUAUGACACGUUUCAUAAUGGAAAUAAAAUACAAACACUCAAAAUAAUCCAACCCAUGGCACGCUCACUCAUCAGCAACUACAUUCAUGUGUGUAAUUAAGAUGUGUCAUUUAAUUAAUGUGAUUGCCCCUCUCCCAAGUCAUGAAUGAAAACCGCCACCUUUCACAACAGAAAUCCGGAAAUCUCAAAAUAAGACUGGAAAUAAUCCACAAAGUCAGCAGUAGAGCAGUAUAGAAGUGAUGGGGUAAGCAAAUGGUAUGAAUGGCCCUCUUGCAUGUUAUUAAUUACAACCACCACCUUGCACAGUAAGACAAAGAAAAUCUCACAGCAAGACUAGAAAUAAUCCACAGUUAGUAAUAGAGCCAUAUUGAAAUGAUGGGACAAGCAAAUGGUAUGAAUGUCCCUCCUGCAAGUUAUUCAUGACAACUGCCACCUUGCACAAUAGAAAUCUGAAAAUCUCAAAACUAGAAAUAAUCCACAAAGUCAGUAAUAGAGCAGUAUAGAAGUGAUGGGACAAGCAAAUGGUAUGAAUGGCCCUCUUGCAUGUUAUUAAUUACAACCGCCACCUUGCACAGUAAGACUAAGAAAAUCUCACAAUAAAACUAGAAAUAAUCCACAAAGUCAGUAACAGAGCAGUUUCAAAGUGGUGGGACAAGCAAAUGGUAUGAAUGUCCCUCUUGCAAGUUAUUAAGAACAACUGCCACCUUGCACAAUAGAAAUAAGUAAAUCCCUGAGUAAGUCUGAAAAUAAUCUACAAAGUCAGUAAUACAGCCGUACAAAAGUGUUGGGACAAGCAAAUGGUCUGAAUGGCCUAGCGGGAAUACGCCCUAAUCCUCGUAUAUGCACCAUGAUGCUCAUUAUCAUGUGUGUUCCCAAGAAUGAAAAGUGUAAAAUAAAGCAGCAUCCAUCACUUUGUACCAAAUGUGAUUCAUUUAGCUUUGAAAAAAACCUGUAGCACAUCAACGCACUGAGUGUUUGUCCCCAAUGGUUUGACAUUCUAAUUCACUUUAACCAUGUAUUAGCAGACGCUGCAUAGUGACACACUUCAGGGUAUUUGUGCCUGAACGGUUCCUGCUCGUUUUGCUUUUGCGUGUUUUGUGGAAGGAUCUUUAAUAUAAUUCAUUGAGCAAAAUCUUUAGAUUGUACGUGCAGCACCUGAACAUUGUUGUGACGAUGUGGGGAUGACAUGCCGUCCAAGGGGUGUGAUUGUGACUUUACAAGAAGAAGAAUACUGUAAAUGUGAAUGUUUUGAACAAUGUAUUUAUUUGUAGCUCUGUGUCUUGUUGGAGUGUUAGUCAUUAUCAUGUAAUUCCUCUCAUGAAAAUACUUGUAAUCAUCAUCAGUGCUGUAAUUAGAGCUGAAUCCUAACAAAUAAACACAAUAAUA